Messenger RNA from Chiloscyllium plagiosum (whitespotted bambooshark), 1298 nucleotides. RefSeq names its product histone H2A. NCBI's taxonomy places the organism in Eukaryota, Metazoa, Chordata, Chondrichthyes, Orectolobiformes, Hemiscylliidae. Gene Ontology annotation, molecular function: DNA binding; protein heterodimerization activity; structural constituent of chromatin. Gene Ontology annotation, cellular component: nucleosome. The record is from RefSeq and is a predicted model, not a curated record.
UCUAGAAGCUCAGCAUCUUAUUUGCUACAUUGUCGCUGAAACUGACGAGCAGUGACUGACCGUCUCGGGCGGUUACAUUGUUUCCAGUCGCUAGCACGUUCUUUCCUUCGCGGUUACAUUGUUACCGAGUACAGUUACAUUGUUACCGGGUACAGUUACAUUGUAGCAGCGCGGCCCUCUCUGUUCUAUCCCGAUGUCUGGGCGAGGUAAGACCGGCGGCAAAGCACGGGCUAAGGCCAAGUCCCGAUCUUCUCGGGCCGGCUUGCAGUUCCCAGUCGGCCGCGUCCACCGCCUGCUGCGGAAAGGCAACUACGCCGAGAGGGUCGGAGCCGGGGCGCCGGUCUACCUGGCCGCCGUCCUCGAGUACCUGUCGGCUGAGAUCCUGGAGUUGGCCGGUAAUGCGGCCCGGGACAACAAGAAGACCAGGAUCAUUCCCCGUCACUUGCAGCUGGCCAUCAGGAACGAUGAGGAGCUCAACAAGCUGCUGGGAGGGGUGACCAUCGCUCAGGGAGGCGUCCUCCCCAACAUCCAGGCCGUGCUGUUACCGAAAAAGACUCAGACUUCUAAAAAAUGAGGCAAUGCGCACUUGCUUUGCGAAUGGUUUUUGAGCAAUUUCUGAUUUUUGUUUCGGCUGGGGGUAUUAUUGGGGGAUGUAAAAAUUGCAAUCAAUUCGUCAUGGAUCCAGUCUUUGGUCUCCUUUUUAUUUCACUGUCACACUGUAGCCGAUCGCAAGAGUUUGGGAUCGAGGAACUGUCCGGCCGUAAACCGUCGUUAAAAAGACUGAUAGUCAGGAAAUUCCGCUCUCGCUUGACGGACUCCGCUUGUUGGAUAGCCACUUCGUCUGUGUUUGCUUGUAUGUUCAGUUUCUGACUGUGUGUAAUUUUGGGGAUUCCGCGGGAAAUAGCUCGGGUCUGUUGUUUAGGUUUUAACAAGGCGCCGUGUCGUCUCCGGAGAGCUGGGAUUUUGCAUUUUGGAUUGUAACUGUGUUGUGAUUUUUGUUUUGCUUUGUUUCCAUUCUCCUGAAACCCUCCCGAAGCCGUGAGCCAGCUAGUGUUUUUUUUGUGAUUAUGUAUUAUUGAGAUUUUUUUUCCCCUCUUUAUUGAUUUUAUUUUAAUUCGCAAUCCGGCCGAGGAAAUAACUUCGCUUUCUGGCUGAAAUGUUGAAUGGAUCCUCAUCCUGUGGGGUCGGAGAUGUUUGUUGUAUCUGUAGUUUUUAGCACUUUAAACGCAUCCAGUGUUUUUGAACUUUUAUUUGUUGGGGGGGAAGGGGCUAAUGGAAAUAAAAUUUGUAAAAUGCGA